AUGACAAAAACCUGGUUGAUGGCUAAACAGUUAUUUUAUUGGCCCUGCAUGAAAAAAGAUAUAGAAAGCUUUAUAGAGUCAUGUAAUGUUUGUUUAAAAUUUAGCUGUUCUAAGGUAAAAGAGCCGAUGCUAUGUCAUGAUAUUCCUGAACUACCUUAUACAAAAAUUGGUAUGGAUAUUGCACAGUUCCAAGGAAAAAAUUAUAUAGUAGUUAAUGAUUACUUUUCUAGAUGGCUAGAGGUGGAAGAAAUCAGAGGUAAAACUACUAGUGAUGUUGUUGAAAAACUUAAAAAAAUAUUUAGUAGGUUUGGUAUACCCAAAAAUAUUUGGGAUAUACAAUUAAUUACAUCCAGUCCAUACUUUCAUCAAAGCAAUGGCUUGGCUGAAAAAUCGGUAGACAUAGUUAAGGGCAUGUUAAAAAAAAUUGGUGAAGAAGGUGGUGAUCUGAACAUAUACUUACUAAAUUACAGAAACACACCUAUAACAGGUCUAAAUUAUUCACCUGCUCAGCUGUUGCAAAGUAGAAGAUUAAGGUCUUUAAUAAUGAACUAUAAUAAAAAUGCAGGAAAGGAAGAAAAAGAGUUUUAUGUAGGUCAGAAAGUCUACAUUCAAAAUGCACUUAACAAAAAGUGGUUCCCAGGUAUAAUUGUUAACAAAACAAAGUACCCUAGAUCUUAUAUAGUCAAAGAUGUGAAUGAUAAAAUACUGAGGCGCAAUUCAAAGUUCAUUAAAAAAGUUAAAGAUUAUGAUUUAGUUAAUGGUUUUGAUGAUGAGAUUAAUAUGGGUGAGAAAAAAGAUAACAUUCUAGCUGAAAAAGAAAAAAAUAAUAUUAAUGUGCAAGAAAAAAGAGACAGUAAUAUUACAAGGUAUGGUCGCAAAAUUAAAAAAGUUGAGAGAUAUGGUUAUAAUAAGUUCUAA
This is a messenger RNA of Myzus persicae (green peach aphid), 918 nucleotides long. RefSeq lists its product as uncharacterized. The record is from RefSeq and is a predicted model, not a curated record. The transcript has 3 exons. Gene Ontology annotation, molecular function: nucleic acid binding. The coding region runs from base 1 to 918 and encodes 305 amino acids. NCBI's taxonomy places the organism in Eukaryota, Metazoa, Arthropoda, Insecta, Hemiptera, Aphididae.